CUUAAUUAAAAUUAAGAAUUAUGAAAGGUGUAAGUUUCGAUGACAAUGGAGUCAAGAAAGGUGCAUGGAGUGAAGAAGAAGAUGAAAAGUUACGAGCCUACAUCCAAAGAUAUGGCCAUUGGAAUUGGGGUUUACUUCCAAAAUUUGCUGGUUUGUCGAGAAGCGGGAAGAGUUGCAGGUUGCGAUGGAUGAAUUAUCUUCGUCCAAACAUGAAACAUGGAAAUUUUACGAUGGAAGAAGACGACAUGAUCAUUUAUUUACAUAACGAGCUUGGUAACAAAUGGUCUGCGAUAGCUGCAAAGUUGCCAGGAAGAAGCGACAAUGAAAUAAAAAACCGAUGGAACACACAUUUGAGGAAGCGUGUGUUAGAUCAAGAAGACGAAACCAUCAAACCUAAUUAUCAGGCGAACGACAUGAAUGAAAAUUGGAAUCCAGAAUACCAACUCCAAAGUAGUGAAAUGUUUUUGGGAGGCUCAUCUGAAUCAUCAUCGUCAUAUUAUUCAUCACCCUCUGAUCAAUUACCAUCAUCGUAUUGGUCUAAUGGCUCUGAAUAUGUAGCUCAAAGUGAUAUAGUACCACCAAUGCAAAAUUAUGAUCAAGUGACUGGAGAUUUUUGGACUGAGCCAUUUUUUCCGGAUAUCACAUCAUCAAUUGAUCAUAGUAUGUUGUCACCUUUGAAUAUAGUUGAUGAUUGCAUUGCGCCAUCUCCUUGUUAUAAUACGACGAUGAAUGAAGAGCUUUCAUGGCCAAUGAUGGAUUCAUAUAUGGAAUACAACAAUAGUGAAUUCCCAAAUUGUUGGGAUACUAUCCAAUAAUGUAACGAGAUGUAUGUAUGGAUCAUCUAUAUAAUAUAUACUCGUAAUAAAACCACAUAUAUACGAAGUAUAUUCACUUGAUCCAUUUCA
This is a messenger RNA of Erigeron canadensis, 905 nucleotides long. Its product is annotated as transcription factor MYB13-like. Lineage: Eukaryota; Viridiplantae; Streptophyta; Magnoliopsida; Asterales; Asteraceae. The coding region runs from base 21 to 815 and encodes 264 amino acids. The record is from RefSeq and is a predicted model, not a curated record. The transcript is spliced from 3 exons.